AUGUCAAUACCCGAGAGAAGGAUUGGGUUAUAUAGCCAAGGUAGCAGUGGUUGGACCUCAAUCAGGUACGAAGAACUUCAAGAAGAUGAUGUUUGGGGCGGUUUCCAUGAAAGGAAUGAAUUCCCUCCCAAGGUUAAAGAGCCAUCAUCAUCCUCUACUCUAAAGCGCCUGCCAUCUUUGACCAAAAUGAUCCCGAGAUCCAACAAAAAUCCUAAUCACGAACCCAAAAUGACCCAACACUCUGCUCCUGUUAACAUACCCGAUUGGUCCAAAAUCUAUGGUGCCACUUCACAGGCCUCCUACAAUCCACGAUUUCUAGAUGGUCAUAAUCAAGACAAGGAAGGCGAUGGAUUCGUUAGAAGUGGUUGGAACAGUGACGAUGAAGAAGACAUAGACGGCGGGGGGCAGAUGGUGCCUCCACAUGAAUGGCUUGCUAGGAAGCUUGCAAGGACUCAAAUAUCAUCUUUCUCAGUGUGUGAAGGGGUUGGGAGGACCCUGAAGGGUAGAGAUCUAAAAAGAGUGAGAAAUGCAGUAUUGACCAAAACUGGUUUUCUUGAAUAA
Messenger RNA from Ipomoea nil (Japanese morning glory), 561 nucleotides. RefSeq lists its product as uncharacterized. Lineage: Eukaryota; Viridiplantae; Streptophyta; Magnoliopsida; Solanales; Convolvulaceae. The coding region runs from base 1 to 561 and encodes 186 amino acids. The record is from RefSeq and is a predicted model, not a curated record. The transcript has a single exon.